GCAAAAGUUUGCUCUGUAGACACCAAACAGCUCUCUCGGAGCUUUGGCUGAACGAGAGUACAGCAGGAAUACAAGCUAGCCAGCAUGUCUCCGUUCUCCGCCUUGCUGAUAAUGUCAGCUCUGCUAGGCCUAACAUCAUUUGGAACUGGAAUGCUACCGCUGAGCAUCUCUUUCUCUCGAAAGCACUUAUCUCAGCUAUCUACCCUGGGCACCGGUCUGUUGCUUGGAACCGCACUCGGCGUCAUUCUGCCAGAAGGAAUUGAAACACUAUCGCUCGCUGACCCAAGCUCCGAGCUUCCAACAACGACGAUAGCACUAUCUCUCCUUGUCGGCUUCUCUCUCAUGCUCCUCGUCGAACAACUAAGUGGUUCACACUCUCACUCCGACUCUCCAAACGACGACCGUUCCAAAUCCAUCGCCAACGCUUCCAAAUCUCGUGACGGCGAAGACCAGGUAGAAUUUGAUGUCGAACUCGGAGAAUUAGAGGACGAACAAGGCAUCCCACGCCGGCCCCAUUCAAGGUCUUCAUCGCCUCCGCGAGACCGUGAAUCAGAGUCGAACAGAGUACCAAAGCAACGACCAUUUACACUGACCAUCGGUCUCGUUCUACACGGCCUAGCAGAUGGUCUUGCCCUUGGAGUGUCGGCACUGUCUUCUGCGGAUUCUACAGUAUCGUCCGAUCUGUCAUUCGUGGUGUUCUUCGCGCUUGCUAUACACAAAGCUCCUACUGCGUUGGCAUUUACUACGUCCCUUUUGGCCACAUCACUUCCUCGCGUCGAAUGUAGGAAACAUCUUGCAGUGUUCAGUGCAUCAACGCCUAUAGGUGCCAUCGCCUCCUACGCAGCAUUCUCCUUUGUUGGAGCCGGCGACCCUGUCAGAGUCGGUAUAGCGCUUCUGGUCUCGGGAGGGAGCUUUUUAUACGUCGCCACCGUCCUGCAACCAGUGUCGCACAGCAGCUCUUCUACGAAUUCGCCUCAAGAGGAGACGAGCAAGCAUGCGCGGCUACUGUUGCUGAUGUUGGGAAUGUUUGCGCCUUUCGCGAUAGGUUCUCUUCUGGAGCAUGGGCAUGAUCAGAUUGGUGCUUCUUGAUGCUGCGGGACGAGAGGUGUUGUGGACCUUGACGUUUGAUACGACGAUAUCCCUGUAUAAG
Stereum hirsutum FP-91666 SS1 is the source of this 1150-nucleotide messenger RNA. Its product is annotated as Zinc/iron permease. The coding region runs from base 85 to 1089 and encodes 334 amino acids. Gene Ontology annotation, cellular component: membrane. NCBI's taxonomy places the organism in Eukaryota, Fungi, Basidiomycota, Agaricomycetes, Russulales, Stereaceae. Gene Ontology annotation, molecular function: metal ion transmembrane transporter activity. The record is from RefSeq and is a predicted model, not a curated record. Gene Ontology annotation, biological process: zinc ion transport; transmembrane transport. The transcript is spliced from 5 exons.